AUGGGGGAGUGGGUUAUUGGAGCUUUUAUCAAUCUUUUUGGCAGCAUUGCUAUCAACUUUGGGACGAACCUUCUUAAAUUGGGUCAUAAUGAGAGAGAGAGGCAUUCAAUGCAAGACAAUGUGGGAACAAGUGGGAAGAUUCCUUUGAAGCCUAUCAUAUAUUUCCAGACGUGGAGAGUUGGUAUUCUAUUUUUCUUUUUUGGGAAUUGCCUUAAUUUCAUUUCCUUUGGAUAUGCUGCUCAGUCGCUUCUUGCAGCAUUGGGAUCUAUUCAAUUUGUAUCAAACAUUGCAUUUGCUUACUUUGUGUUGAACAAAAUGGUCACUAUCAAAGUUCUGGUAGCCACAGCCUUUAUCGUUCUUGGAAAUAUAUUUCUUGUUGCUUUUGGCAACCAUCAGUCUCCUGUGUACACAACAGAGCAGUUGGCAGAGAAAUACAGCAAUAUGACAUUCCUCUUUUACUGUCUGGCAUUGAUACUUAUUGUUGCCUUGCACCACUACAUUUACAGGAGAGGAGAAAUUAUACUUGCCGUUUCAGGACAAGAUCUUAGACCUUAUUGGCAAAUGGUCCUUCCUUUCUCCUAUGCUGUAGUUUCGGGUGCAGUAGGAUCAUGCUCAGUAUUGUUUGCCAAAUCUCUCUCCAAUCUGUUAAGGUUGGCCAUGUCUAGUGAUUAUCAGUUGCACAGCUGGUUUACUUACUCCAUGCUUCUUUUAUUUCUUAGUACAGCGGGAUUUUGGAUGACGAGGUUGAAUGAAGGAUUGGCACUCUUUGAUGCAAUUCUCAUUGUGCCAAUGUUUCAGAUUGUUUGGACUUUCUUUUCCAUUUGUACAGGAUUUGUAUAUUUUCAGGAAUAUCAGGUAUUUGAUGCACUAAGGACGACAAUGUUCAUAAUAGGGAUGACAUCCGUUUUCAUUGGAAUUUCUUUGCUUGCACCUGAUGAGUCUAAAGGUGGAGAAGUCAAAGAUAAUGCAUCUUUAGUUUCAGUUGUGUCUUCAAGCAUUUCAACUGAAACAGACAGGCUGGUCAUCUCAUCUGAAGAUGCACAAAGUAAAGAUCCCAGAUCACUCGCGCAAGCAAUGGUUAUAAAAAUUAAAGAGGUGUUAGCCAAGGCAAAGACUGCUUGUUCAAUAUCGCUAGGUUUUGGAGAGGAUUCAAUCAAUGCAUCUGCUGUUCUUGUGAUGCCCAUGGUGUCUUCAAAAAUAACUGGCUUCAGAGGAACUGUCUUUGACCGACCUAAGUUUUUUUCCCUAAAAAAUUCUGGUUGGAGUAAGAUUUCAAUGGAUGAUGGUGGUGUAAAAGUGUUAGAAACAAACCCAGUGCUUCCUCAAACCCUUUGA
Messenger RNA from Dovyalis caffra, 1335 nucleotides. NCBI's taxonomy places the organism in Eukaryota, Viridiplantae, Streptophyta, Magnoliopsida, Malpighiales, Salicaceae. The record is from the annotation of a GenBank genome assembly.